CUGGCCGUGCUGGCGGCCGCCGCUGCUGGUUGCGCCCGGGCAGCCAUGGACGAGUGCACGGACGAGGGCGGGCGGCCGCAGCGCUGCAUGCCCGAGUUCGUCAACGCCGCCUUCAACGUGACCGUGGUGGCCACCAACACGUGCGGGACUCCGCCCGAGGAGUACUGUGUGCAGACCGGGGUGACCGGGGUCACCAAGUCCUGUCACCUGUGCGACGCCGGCCAGCCCCACCUGCAGCACGGCGCCGAGUUCCUGACCGACUACAACAACCAGGCCGACACCACCUGGUGGCAAAGUCAGACCAUGCUGGCCGGGGUGCAGUACCCCAACUCCAUCAACCUCACGUUGCACCUGGGGAAAGCUUUUGAUAUCACCUACGUGCGCCUCAAGUUCUACACCAGCCGCCCGGAGAGCUUUGCCAUUUACAAGCGCACACGGGAAGAUGGGCCCUGGAUCCCUUACCAGUACUACAGUGGCUCCUGCCAGAACACCUACGCAAAGGCAAAACGAGGCUUCAUCAGGACAGGAGGAGAUGAGCAGCAGGCCUUGUGCACGGAUGAGUUCAGUGAUAUUUCUCCUCUGUCUGGUGGCAACGUGGCCUUUUCCACCCUGGAGGGAAGGCCCAGCGCAUACAACUUUGACAAUAGCCCUGUGUUGCAGGAAUGGGUAACUGCGACUGACAUCAGAGUCACGCUCAAUCGCCUCAACACUUUCGGAGAUGAAGUGUUCAAUGAUCCAAAAGUUCUCAAGUCCUAUUACUAUGCAAUCUCUGAUUUUGCUGUGGGUGGCAGGUGUAAAUGCAACGGUCAUGCUAGUGAAUGUGGGAAGAAUGAAUAUGGCAAGCUGGUGUGCAAUUGCAAGCAUAAUACGUAUGGAGUAGACUGUGAAAAGUGUCUUCCCUUCUUCAACGACCGGCCGUGGAGGAGAGCAACUGCAGAGAGCGCCAGCGAGUGCCUGCCCUGCAACUGCAAUGGUCGGUCACAGGAAUGCUACUUUGACCCUGAACUGUACCGUUCCACUGGCCACGGCGGCCACUGUACCAACUGCCAGGAUAACACAGAUGGUCCCAACUGUGAGAGGUGCCGUGAGAAUUUCUUCCGCCUUGGCAGCAAUGAAGCCUGCGCUCCGUGCCAUUGUAGUCCUGUUGGUUCUCUCAGCACGCAGUGUGAUAGCUAUGGAAGAUGCAGCUGUAAACCAGGAGUGAUGGGCGACAAGUGUGACCGUUGCCAGCCUGGGUUCCAUUCUCUCACUGAGGCAGGAUGCAGGCCAUGCUCUUGUAAUCCUUCUGGCAGCAUUGAUGAAUGUAAUGUCGAAACAGGAAGAUGUGUCUGCAAAGACAAUGUGGAAGGCUUCAACUGUGAGAGAUGCAAGCCUGGAUUUUUCAAUCUGGACUCAUCUAACCCCAGGGGUUGCACACCCUGCUUCUGCUUUGGGCAUUCUUCUGUCUGCACAAACGCCGCUGGCUACAGUGUUUACUCCAUAACCUCUGCAUUUGAGAUUGAUGAGGAUGGGUGGCAUGCGGAACAGAGGGAUGGCUCUGAAGCCUCUCUUGAGUGGUCCUCUGACAGACAAGACAUUGCUGUCAUCUCAGAUAGUUACUUUCCUCGGUACUUCAUUGCUCCUGAAAAGUUCUUGGGCCAGCAGAUGUUGAGUUAUGGCCAGAACCUCUCCUUCUCCUUCCGAGUGGACAGGCGGGACACUCGCCUCUCUGCAGAGGACGUGGUACUCGAGGGGGCCGGCCUGAGAGUAUCUGUGCCCUUGAUUGCACAGGGCAACUCCUAUCCCAGUGAGACAACUGUGAAGUACGUCUUCAGGCUCCAUGAAGCAACAGAUUACCCUUGGAGACCGACUCUCGCCCCUUUUGACUUUCAGAAACUUCUCAACAAUUUGACCUCUAUCAAGAUCCGUGGGACAUAUAGUGAAAAAAGUGCAGGGUAUCUGGAUGAUGUCACCUUGUCAAGUGCUCGUCCUGGGCCUGGGGUCCCCGCACCAUGGGUGGAGACCUGCACCUGCCCUGCGGGGUACACAGGGCAGUUUUGUGAGAUGUGCAUUGAAGGCUACAGGCGAGAAACACCAAGUCUUGGACCAUAUAGCCCCUGUGUGCUUUGUUCGUGCAACGGGCACAGCGAGACCUGUGACCCUGAGACAGGUGUCUGCAACUGCAGAGACAACACAGCUGGGCCACACUGUGAAAAAUGCAGUGAUGGGUACUAUGGAGAUUCAACCACGGGUACCUCCUCAGAUUGCCAACCCUGCCCCUGCCCUGGAGGCUCCAGUUGUGCUGUUGUCCCCAGGACAAAGGAAGUGGUGUGCACAAAUUGUCCCACUGGCACCACUGGGAAAAGGUGUGAACUCUGUGAUGAUGGCUACUUUGGAGACCCUUUGGGUAGAAAUGGCCCUGUGAGGCUUUGUCGCCUGUGCCAAUGUAAUGACAACAUUGAUCCUAAUGCAGUUGGGAAUUGCAAUCGCUUGACGGGAGAAUGCCUGAAAUGCAUCUAUAACACUGCCGGCUUCUAUUGUGACCGCUGCAAAGAUGGGUUUUUUGGAAAUCCCCUGGCUCCCAAUCCAGCAGACAAAUGCAAAGCCUGCAGUUGCAACCCCUAUGGUACCGUGAGGCAGCAGGGCAGCUGUAACCCCGUGACUGGACAGUGUGAAUGUCUGCCUCAUGUGACGGACAGGGACUGUGGUGCCUGUGACCCUGGAUUCUAUAACCUGCAGAGCGGACAAGGCUGCGAGAGGUGUGACUGCCAUGCCUUGGGUUCCACCAAUGGUCAGUGUGACAUUAUCACAGGCCAGUGUGAGUGCCAGCCAGGCAUCACGGGUCAACACUGUGAACGGUGUGAGGUCAACCACUUUGGAUUUGGACCAGAAGGCUGCAAACCCUGUGACUGUCACCCGGAGGGGUCUCUGUCACUGCAGUGCAAAGAUGACGGUCGCUGUGAAUGCAGAGAAGGCUUCGUGGGGCACCGCUGUGACCAGUGUGAAGAAAACUAUUUCCACAAUCGGUCCCGGCCUGGCUGCCAGGAAUGCCCUCCGUGCUACCGGCUGGUGAAAGAUAAGGUUGCUGAUCACCGACUGAAACUCCAGGAAUUAGAGGGACUCAUAGCAAACCUUGGAACUGGGGAUGAUGUGGUGACAGAUAAAGCCUUUGAGGACAGACUGAAGGAAGCAGAGAGAGAAGUGAUGGACCUUCUUCGUGAGGCCCAGGAUGUCAAAGAUGUAGACCACAAUCUGAUGGACCGCCUCCAGAGAGUGAACAACACUCUGUCCAGCCAGAUAAGCCGUUUACAGAAUAUCCGGAAUACCAUCGAAGACACUGAGAAUUUAGCUGAACGAGCACGUGCCCAAGUGGAGAGCACAGAGAGGUUGAUUGAAAUUGCAUCACGGGAACUUGAGCAAGCGAAAGUUGCCAUUGCCAAUGUGUCAAUCACACAGCCAGAAUCUCCAGGGGACCCAAACAAUAUGACUCUCUUAGCAGAAGAAGCACGGAAACUUGCUGAACGCCAUAAACAGGAAGCUGACAACAUUGUACGAGUGGCAAAGACAGCCAAUGAUACCUCAACUGAGGCAUAUAAUCUGCUUCUGAAGACACUAGCGGGAGAAAAUCAAACAGCAAUUGAGAUUGAAGAACUUAAUAGGAAAUAUGAGCAAGCAAAGAACAUCUCACAGGAUCUGGAGAAGCAAGCAGCCCGGGUUCAUGAGGAAGCCAAAAGGGCUGGUGAUAAGGCUGUGGAGAUCUAUGCCAGUGUCGCUCAGCUGACCCCUGUGGACUCAGAGGCCCUGGAGAAUGAAGCAAAUAAAAUAAAGAAAGAAGCUGAUGAUCUGGACCGUCUUAUUGACCAGAAGCUAAAAGAUUAUGAAGACCUCAGGGAAGACAUGAGAGUGAAGGAGUUCCAAGUAAAGAACCUCUUGGAGAAAGGAAAAAUCGAACAGCAGACUGCAGACCAACUCCUGGCCCGAGCUGAUGCUGCCAAGGCUCUUGCUGAAGAAGCUGCUAAAAAGGGACGAAAUACCUUACAAGAAGCCAAUGAUAUCCUCAACAACCUGAAAGAUUUCGAUAGGCGAGUGAAUGAUAACAAGACUGCGGCAGAGGAGGCGCUGAGGAGGAUCCCUGCCAUCAACCAGACUAUCAACGAAGCCAAUGAGAAGACGCAGGAAGCCCGCCUUGCCCUGGGCAACGCUGAUGCGGAUGCCAGGGAGGCGAAGAACAAGGCCCACGAGGCGGAGAGGAUUGCCAGUGCUGUCCAGAAGAAUGCCACCAGUACCAAGGCAGAGGCAGAAAGGACCUUUGCAGAAGUUACAGAUCUGGAUAAAGAGGUGAACAAUAUGAUGAAACAACUUCAGGAAGCGGAGAAAGAGCUGAAGAGAAAGCAAGACGAUGCUGACCAGGAUAUGAUGAUGGCAGGAAUGGCUUCACAGGCUGCUCAGGAAGCAGAUAUCAAUGCCAGAAAGGCCAAGAGCUCAGCCACCAGCCUCCUCACCAUGAUCAAUGAACUCUUAGAAAGGCUGGCACAACUGGACACCGUGGACUUGAACAAGCUAAACGAGAUUGAAGGCGCCCUAAACAAAGCCAAAGACGAAAUGAAGGCCAGUGAUCUGGACAGGAAAGUGUCUGACUUGGAGAAUGAAGCCAGGAAGCAGGAGGCUGCCAUCAUGGACUACAACAGAGAUAUUGAGGAGAUCAUGAAGGACAUUCGCAACCUGGAAGACAUCAAGAAGACCUUACCGUCUGGCUGCUUCAACACCCCGUCCAUCGAGAAGCCCUAG
Molecule: messenger RNA, 4767 nt
Organism: Elephantulus edwardii (Cape elephant shrew)
Lineage: Eukaryota; Metazoa; Chordata; Mammalia; Macroscelidea; Macroscelididae
Gene: LAMC1
Product: laminin, gamma 1 (formerly LAMB2)
Exons: 28
Molecular function (GO): extracellular matrix structural constituent
Source: RefSeq, a predicted model, not a curated record